Molecule: messenger RNA, 1162 nt
Organism: Cutaneotrichosporon oleaginosum
Lineage: Eukaryota; Fungi; Basidiomycota; Tremellomycetes; Trichosporonales; Trichosporonaceae
Source: RefSeq, a predicted model, not a curated record
UAAACGCGCGCGCACUUUCACUAUUGCAAUCCACAGAACUCUCAUCCGGAUGCGAUGACCUCCGCGACAAAUAUCAAACCGCGCCCAAACGAGCAUAUACUCGCCCUUCCCAAUGGCAGGCAGCUGGAGUACGCGGAUGGAGGUGACAUAUCCUCUGGCGUCGUUUUCCUCUUCUUCAGCGGGCUGUUCAGCGUCGGCAUGGUGGCAGAACUUCCUUACGCAGUCACCAGGCUAGGUGCGCACUAUAUCUCGCCCUCGCCGACGGGCAUGGGCAGGACGUCUCCUCGACCUCUAUCAACGCCCUAUCAUCUGAAUCUCAUUGCCGACAUCCGUGCUCUGCUCGACCACACGCACCCGGAGGGAAUCAAAGCCCUAUAUCUUGGCGGCGGUAGUUACGGCACUGCGAUGGCCCAGAUGUUGCAUGGCGCACCGUAUGACCAAUUUCCACAGGGCCGAGCGAUCAAGGCUACCCUACUCAUGGCCGGCUUCUCGCCUUUCAGAUACCACACCGACUAUGCCCAGUGUCUCAGCUGGCCCAACUACAUCUCUGUCGGCCCCCCGUCGACCCUGCCCUUCCGCUUCAUGCAGAGGCUCUUCUCGAGCGUCAUCGCGCCCAAGCUGCGCACUGUCGAGGGCUCGCGCGUCUUCCUCUCUCAGACCAUUUUUGACAAGAUGAACUCGGACGAGCGCGCCGUGAUGGACUCGUGGCUGCACACUCGCAGCAAAACGUACCAUGAGUUUAUUACCACCAUGGCUGAGAACAAUGUGCGCUCCGUCGCGAACACAUGGGAAGGCUUCAUGGAGGUCAGCGAGGUACUGCAUUCUGAUUGGGGUUUCGACCCACGCACCCUUGACGAUGCCCACGCCAAACCCAUCCUUGUUGUCAGCGGCGCGGCUGAUGAUAUGGGCGGCGCCACAAACCAAUGGAUUACAGACAGCUAUCCCAACGCAAUCCUCCGCACAGUUCCUGGGGGCCACAUUGCCGGGCUGUUCUACAUGGACGAACUGUGGGACCAGCUGGUUACUCUGGGCGACACGAGCGUGGCCAUCCGAUCGGAGUAGUCUGUAGUAGUCUAUAAGCGGAAACACAAGUAGACACGGGAAAUACCGGGAGACAAACGUAAAGAUGCAUGGUUGGGCGCAUAGCGUCUGGGUUCAGCGA